AUGGUUUUGUUGUUUCACACAAGAACAAGAUCAAGAUCAGCAGCAGGAUCAUCAAAACUCCCACCUAGUCCACCUGCAGCUCGUCCAUUCUUUGGCCACCUCCAUCUCCUGGAAAAUCCCUUACAUAGAAUCCUUCACAAGAUCUCGCUCAAACAUGGUCCAAUCUUCUCCCUCCGCCUCGGUUCCCGCCUUGCUGUUGUAGCAUCAUCCCCAGCCGCGGUCGAGGAAUGCUUCACCAAGAACGAUGCCAUUUUUGCUAAACGUCCUCAUUCCACCCUGCACAAGCCCUUGGGCUACAAUUAUACUGCCAUUGUUUCAGCCUCCUACUCUGAUCACUGGCACAAUCUUCGUCGCUUGUGUUCAGUUGAAAUUUUCUCCCCUGCUUGCCUCAACAGGUGUCUUCCCAUUCGAGAAGAAGUCAAGCGUUUACUGUCUAGUCUCUAUAAGAUGUCGUCAUCCUGUUGCGGCGGCUUUACUUUUACCAAAGUUCAAUUAAGAUCCAAAGUCCAUGAGCUGACUUUUAAUAACAUAACCAGAAUGGUGGCAGCAAAAAGGUACUAUGGCAAAGUAGGCAUCCCUAAACCCUUUUUUUUUUUUUUUCUGUUGAAAUAG
Molecule: messenger RNA, 612 nt
Organism: Ilex paraguariensis (yerba mate)
Lineage: Eukaryota; Viridiplantae; Streptophyta; Magnoliopsida; Aquifoliales; Aquifoliaceae
Source: the annotation of a GenBank genome assembly